This is a messenger RNA of Aquila chrysaetos chrysaetos, 7288 nucleotides long. It is a transcript of the gene WNT9B, whose product is annotated as Wnt family member 9B. NCBI's taxonomy places the organism in Eukaryota, Metazoa, Chordata, Aves, Accipitriformes, Accipitridae. Gene Ontology annotation, biological process: neuron differentiation; multicellular organism development; cell fate commitment. The record is from RefSeq and is a predicted model, not a curated record. Gene Ontology annotation, molecular function: cytokine activity; frizzled binding. Bases 218 to 1036 code for a protein of 272 amino acids. The transcript is spliced from 4 exons. Gene Ontology annotation, cellular component: extracellular region.
CCUCCUGCCGCCGCCGCCCGCCGCCGCCUACUUCGGCCUGACGGGGAAAGAAGCUCUGACCCACUUCCCAUCCCUGGGACCCUCCACAAACUCUGCCCAGGGGAAGGUCCACGUGAAGCAGUGUGACUUGCUGAAGCUGUCCCGCAAGCAGAAGAGGCUGUGCCGGAGGGAGCCUGGCUUGGCAGAGACCUUGCGGGAUGCCAUCCGGCUUGGGAUCAUGGAGUGCCAGUACCAGUUUCGCAGCGAGCGCUGGAACUGCAGCCUGGAGGGACGGACCAGCCUGCUGAAGCGAGGUUUUAAGGAAACUGCCUUCCUCUACGCAGUGUCCUCUGCAGCUCUCACCCACUCCUUGGCCAGAGCGUGUAGUGCUGGGCGCAUGGAGCGCUGCACCUGCGAUGACUCCCCAGACCUGGAGAACCGCAAGGCCUGGCAAUGGGGCGUUUGUGGAGACAACCUCAAAUAUAGCACCAAGUUCCUGAAAAAAUUCUUGGGUCAGAAAAGGAUUGGCAAAGACCUGCGGGCGAAGGUUGACAUCCACAACACCAAUGUUGGCAUCAAGGCUGUGAAAAAUGGUCUCAAAACAACAUGCAAGUGCCAUGGUGUCUCCGGCUCAUGUGCUGUCCGGACGUGCUGGAAGCAGCUUUCACCUUUCCAUGAGAUUGGACGACUGCUGAAGCUGCGCUACGAUGAUGCCGUCAAGGUCUUCAGCACCACCAAUGAUGCUGUGGGACACUCAGAACUGGCUGGCCCACAGAGACAAAGCCAUUCCCCCAAGCACCCUGCUUCACCCCGCUCUACUGACCUGGUGUACGUGGAAGACUCUCCCAGUUUCUGUCGUCCCAGCAAAUACUCCCUGGGAACUGCUGGGAGGACCUGCUCUCGGGAAGGCAACUGUGACAGCAUGUGCUGUGGACGAGGCUAUAACACCCAGAGCCGGCUGGUUACCUUCUCUUGCCACUGCCAGGUGCAGUGGUGUUGCUAUGUUGAGUGCCAACAGUGCAUGCAGGAAGAGGUGGUCUACAGCUGCAAGCAGUAAAGACAGUGCUAGAGGGUCAAGACAAGUCCUAGAUUACAAGGAAGCAGUAGGGAGAGAGAGACAUGAUUCUCUGCUGUGGGGUGAGGGCAAAGGCAAGCACCAAAAAUGUCCAGUGCUCCUAUUAUCUCAAUGUUGAGAUCCUCUGAUCUGGGGAAAGCUCCUGUAUGAGGGGUGAAAACCAGAGGUUUUGUCAGGUAUCAGAUCAGGAAGGAGAGACAGAGAGUGGGGGUAAUGUGGGGACAGCAGAAACAUUGAAGCCAGUCAAAAAUAUCUCUCUUGAGCUAAAAUUUGUACUCUCGUCUGCAGGAAUAUCGCCCUCCUCCAUCCCUUACUUGCACUUACGUAAAUGCGUUGGGGUGGUGACAUUGAAAUACUGAGGGCUUCUGCCCUGGUUCCUGGAGAGAAGCGAAUUCAGGGACUGGGGAUGCAACUAACCAGAGACUGGAUCCUGAUGUAGCAGGGACAGCUGUGUUCCUGCACCAAGGCAAAAUGACUCUGGCAGCAGGGGAUUUUCAGGACUGUUCUCUGGGAACUGGUUGAAUCCUUUCUGCUUUGAACUCAAAGACACACUAUUGAGCAGUCUCAUCUUAAUGCAAGAAUUGUGCCUCAGAAAUACCAGUUUACAAACAAAUGGAGCUCGUGUCCAUCAUCUCCCAGGUCUAUAGUUUGGAUGUUAGACUCCAAGUGCAUUUUAACCAUGUUUUAACCUUGCUGUACACAGGAGACCUGGAAUUGCCUCUGUUACAGUGUAUGUAUCACAGGAACUCAGCUGAGGUCUGUGAAGUUACCCCUCUGCAGCAUGUUGCCUCGCAGGGGCUUAUUUUAUGAUGGUGGAUCCAGGGUGAUGGUACCAGUUAUGCACCCCUCUUUCCCCCACCCGACUCAAUCAAACUAUAAAUUGCCUUUUUGUCUUAUGUGUAUCACUCGUUGCCCUGGUGCCCGAGGUGCAUCACAUUCCACAGUUCUGCCCUGUGCUAAUGACAGGUAAAAUUUCUGAAAGGGAAUUAGGAAACACAGGAACUGGGGCAUCUCAAAAAUUUGACAGUCAUGAGUGACAAUCUCUGCACUGAGAAGUUAGAUAUAUCUAGACAAUGCAGGCAUCUGGCAUGAGAGAAGGUGACCUGGGGGAAAGAGCACAGUCCAUUACAGAGUUGUGAUCCCCUGACUUUGAGUCAUGUUUUUCUAGUUAACUUUAAGUUGAACACAGCAGAAACAGCCUGUUUUGUUUCUUUGGCUUGUUUUAGAGAGCAGUUUUGGGAAUGACAGUGAGGCAUUCCCUGACCUGGCCACCAGGUACACAUAGAAGUGUGUAGCACAACCUGUCUGGGUGUUGAGCUUUAUUACAGUGCUUGGCAGUGCAUUUGCCUGCGCCACGGCAUUUCCUGGUUAAUACUGCAGCAGCAGUUGGAGCGUUUGUACUGUGAGCAGCUCUGGAGAGUUCCUGAGACAACAAAGCUGCUGUAUUUACUCAGUCUUGGUAAUGGCUAUAAACCAGAAGCAGGAUGCCUGUGUGGAGAUGGGCUGAAAAGAAUAAUUAAAUCCUUAAGCUCAAAUCAAAAUUCAUUGGCAAUGUAAUGGAUGAAGAUGCUUGCUUGUGUUGUCUAGAUGGACUGAUCCGUAGGCUGAAUUGGACAAGCUUUCAAUGUGGUCAAGUUCUCCUAACAAGGGGUAAGAUCUCACCUGUGUGCUCCAGCUCUUAAGUGUGGAUCUGCUGAAGUCAGGCAGCUCAUCCAUUCAUUUACAUGUGCUUUGAACAAUUACUUUGCAGUGAUGAGUGUGUACUCACACUCUCUUGAUCUUGACCUUCGUUGCCCUUUUGUUUUUUACAACUAUCUUUGAUUUCUGCUUCAUAAAAGGACGGAAGAGAACUGUCUCAGAGCAGAUCUAGCCAUUAACUGGCUGUUUAGAGGCCACUAAGACCUUCCCUUUGGCUAGCUACAUGUCUUUUAAUGGGCUUAUUCCUUCUUAUCCUUUUUCUGGCUCAAGUUGACUUGAACUGAAUUAAAGUGCUUAUGACAGAUAUAAUACUGCAAAUAGGGUUAAUUGGCCUUAGGGUUUUUUUACCUUCUAAAUACCACAGAACUUAAUAUUGAGCAGACCCUUAUUUACAUGCUGCUUUUAAUCUUUUUGGAGUUGAAAUCUUCCCACGAGUCUCAGUGUUGAGUACUCAAUGAAAAAGCAUCCCACUAAGUUAAAAUUGGCAUCAUAGGUGAAAUGACAAAGGAACUAGCUCUGCUCUACACUAUUGAUCCCAAGCCAUCUGCCCCACUGACCUCCUGGCUUGUCCACCAUCAGAGAGGAAGGGAAUACCACACCACAGGAGACUUAUUUGGGGAUCCCAUGCCAUUGCAUGGAGCAUUCUCAUGUAAAGGGGGACUGGGACUCAGUGGAAGGAGUGGGGAGGCCCAGCUGGAUCCCAUUCUUUGGGAAGCAAGUGGAGGAGACACCACUCUGUCCUCUUGCUUUUAUCAAAGCUCCACUUCUCAGUUGUCCACUGGCCAGUAAUUUCUGGGCAUGCACAAUGCAUUCUCCACAGCCAGAUGUCAUAAUUUGAGGGCAGCUAGGAUGCUCCUAUGUGGUGGAGAGUGUUCUUGAUGGUCUCAUUUCUUUUUAUUUUCUUUUUGGGCUAAUGUUGCUGAAGUGAACUAAGGGGGUUCCAGCAGACACAUCACUGCAGGUUGGGAUUCAUGCAUUGUGCGGAUAAGGCAACAAGACUUGCACAAGGUCACUGCAGGCAAGAACUCAGGAUAGAACUGGUUUUCAAUGUCUUAGUAAGUUCUGUCUCCAGCUUUGCCAUGAAGUUGUUUGAAGAAGAAAGAACACUUCUGUAACCUCCUAGUAAUGUUAUCUGGGUCAGUGUCACCUGCUGACAGCUGGAUCCCAGUGAGACGUUAUGAAUCUGCUCUCUUGCUUCUUAAAAGAGCAGGCUGUUUAUGUCACUUUGAGUGUUAGGUCUUCUCUUAAGGGCUUUGUGUUCACUGAACUCCAAGUGACCCUGCUGAGCAGCAUCGUGUUUGACUCUUGCAGUAGGAACUGUCAGGCUGCACACAGGGAGCAGGUCUAUGAAGCUCUGAUGUACUCCUGCCUUCCAAACCCAACUUGGACCUGUUGGAGAGGAUCUACCACCCAUCUCAUACAUGACUGAAAAUCUGUUUUCUCCCUUUCUCAGUGACUCCAGUAACAGUAUAGAGGUUGGAGCUUGGCUGAGGUGGCUGUUGGGCUACAGGCUAAACAGGAGCCUCCUCGGACCUGGCUGGUGUUUGUAGGGCCCUUGGGGUACCCUCCAGGUACCUGCAGAGUGCACUCACUUCAAAGUGAAGCUUUUUGUCUUGCUCAGACUUACCCUUCUGUACUAUCCCUGUAAAAAAAAAGAGAGGAGAAAACCAUACAAGAGCAGACAUGUAGGUAAGUCUUUUAGUCUUCUCCAAUGAACUGGUCCUGCUCUGCAGUGAGCGUGGAAGGAAAUACAUGUUACUAACACCUUUGAUUUUCCUGUGAAGAGCAUUUCAAAUCUGUAGGCUAGUUCUCCCAUCUGAAAGGCAAGCCUGGCUUCCACAUAGCAAAAAGUGUUAUUUUAAUAAUAUCCUUUAUCUAGCUCCAAAUGUUGCAAUGCUUCGAGGAGUAGGUGAAUGCAUUUCAGAAGGAUGUUAGGUGUUUUGCACAACAGACUCAAAAACAAGACCAGAAGGAUGGUAAAAUGAUUAUUUAGGCAGAGAGGAAUACGGUCAGACUAGCAGAACUUGCAGCUUCGGUUAUUUGUGUCCUUUGCAGCUGAAACACUGAUGUUGGUAGGAACUGAAGGACACAUUUAUGGCAAGGGGACUAGACAUACUUACUUAGGCAACUCAAUCAAGCCCCUUCAGUGUGGGUAUUUUGGACUGAAUUGGUCCUUUGGCACUCUUUCAGGCAAAGAUAACACAUUUAAAGUGGGAUUAGAUACUGCUUUGCAGAACUUGAAAAAGAUCUUGUAUUUUGUGUGUGUGGUCUCUGUCGUAUGGACAUUCAUGUUUUUGAGGUGGUGUCAGCAAGUCCCUUGCCACUGAAAACACUGGUGUCUGUGAAAUGUGCAGAGAUUACCUCUAGCAAUGGAGGUUUUUAGCAGCAAUCUCUAUUGCCGUUUGAGCUGUGAUCUGUUGAAACUGGCAGUGUCUAUGCUAUACCAUGUUUUUGUCCAGUCUUGCUGCCAGCAACUAUGAGGUGGAUCUGCCCUUUGUCUUGAGUGUUGGGUUAGCACAGUCCCAUGGGGAUCUCAUAAGAACUUUACUGAAGUCAAAGAAUAAUGUAAACAAAGUCAAUUGAAAGGUGAGAUUUUGCCUGGGAGUCCUGGCACCACACAGGAACUGUUGAAUAAGAACUGGACAAAAAGAUAUUUCAGGGGAAAAUUAAGUAUUGUUUUUUCAUGUACUAAAAGGGACUUUUGCACCUGAAGCUCCUUGCCCUGCAUGGCUCAGAGCUGCUUGAAAAAUGGAGAAGAUGGAGAAGAUCUGAGGAAGAGAUGGUUCAUUCUCUGGUAUCCUUGGGGUGAGUUUGGGCUCAGUGGAAUAUGGAGGUUUGGCAUUUGGCUGAAUUAAAUUUUGGUUGUUAGCUGUUAAGCCAAGUCUGGACAAGGAAGUCUGAUAUCCUCUGGCUUUGCUCUGCAAAGUUAACUCAAAGCCUAUUUCAACCCCUCCCUGUCACAGCUGAAAAGCGUUCUUUUCAACCCCUGCCAGUCAGAACAGACAGCCUCUGGAAAACCAAAUGAUGGAAACUGGUGGGAAAUAAUUUUAAAUGCCCCAUAUGAAGUCUGGGGAAAAGACUUGAGCAUAUUAUGAGUUCGAGGUAGUGUUGUUAUCACUCCUUUUGGUAUCCUUCAAUACUAAGCCUUUUAGAAAUGAUGCUGUGGAUAAGGGAGUGAAAAAGUUUUCUUGAGGCAGAUAGUUGUCCAGGGCUGUUUUAUCACCCAAACUUGAGGUAAAUUGGGUUGAUAUUCAGAAAUGUGAUUUACUUCAACUAACAGCAAUGGGAGUCUUUGUGUGACCAGGAAGCAAAACUUGGGUCUGUUUGGCAUUCAGUAUUCUUAGGCUUGAAUUGUAUUUUCUUCAAGAAUCAAGACCAAGCAUCAUCUUGAGCAAAGCUCUUCUGCCACCUCCUGGAGAUAUGGGAUGUGAAGACCUGGGCCUCCACUUGGUCUGUGUGUGAGCUUUUUAAUUAUGAUGCACACCUUAUGAUGUACUACAAAUCCGGUAGAUGUGCCGCCUCUUUGGUUGUAUGUGCAAAGAAGUCACUGGAAUGACAGGCUGGAGAUAUAAGGGGAUCGCACUUCAGUCUUUACAUGAAAUCUUUUCAGCAGCAAAGGUGAAAGCUUAUGCCCUGGCUAUAAAAAAAUUCUUUCCCAAGUGCAAACGUACCUCAACAUGACUAUUGAUGGUAAAAAUCUGAGCUGCACAUGCUUUCCUGUAGUUUUUUUGAUUCAGGAUGAAUCCUUUCCUCUGUACCUACGAUCCAAGUAACCUGAGAACAGUGAUAGCUCUAAUACUCCUAGCUGCCUGGGAUCCUCACUGCCCACACGAGGGCUACUCUCCAGACACAGGUUAGUCCCUGUCCCUGUGUAUACUGCCUAGUCCAAUUUUUAUUGCCUCUCCUGGUGUGUUGUGGUGCUGGGCUUGGUAGUAGUGGAUCCAGCAUGCUUAUUGCAGGAGGGAAGUAACAAUCCAUCAGAAAAGUUUUACUGAAUUGUAUAAAGUUCUGGUGUGGAUAGACUCCACCAACCCCAAGUGAAGACCUGAACCUGUUUGGGAAGAAAUCACAUAUCUAGAGGCUGCCCCAUGAAAUGAUUAGACACCAGUAAAUCCUUGAGGCUUAACCAGGAAUCCAUGCAGCACUGUUGCUGUGAUGGAAGGUCAGGGUUACUUUAUUAGAUGAACAAACAGGGCCAUGUAAGCCAAGAAAUGCUAAUGAGCAGCGUAACAAACCCCACUGAUGCAAUAGCCAAUUCUACACUCUCAGACACCUUGGUGUAAGACUGGAAGGCCAAUUUGCGACAAUGUAAUAUGUCACUUGAAAAAAAAAAGGCUGUGCUUUAAGGGAAACAAAACAUUUGUCUACCUCAACAUGUACAACUUUUGUGACAAGAAGUAUAGAUGUUAUUUAUAUUUCUUAUAUAUCCUCUAGAAAGAAAAUGGUGCUAUGGGUUUUAAGUUGCUUUACAAUCCUGCUUGUACCUUGUCCUAAUUUUUAUAUAAUCCUUUUGAUUAUAACAUGCAUAUUUGUGUA